This is a messenger RNA of Danaus chrysippus (African queen), 1149 nucleotides long. Lineage: Eukaryota; Metazoa; Arthropoda; Insecta; Lepidoptera; Nymphalidae. The record is from the annotation of a GenBank genome assembly.
AUGCCUGAUUGUAACAAAAGUUGGUCUUAUAUAUGUUGGUUUGUUUGUUCCAGAGAGCAGCCUAUCUUCACGUGCAAAGCCCACGUGUUCCACAUAGACCCGAAGACCAAGAGAUCUUGGAUGUCAGCUAGUUCAGCGGCUGUUUCGGUCUCAUUCUUCUAUGAUUCCUCUCGUAAUCUGUACAGAAUCAUCAGUGUUGAAGGCACUAAGGCGGUGAUAAACAGCACGAUCACAGCCAACAUGACCUUCACUAAGACCUCCCAGAAGUUUGGACAGUGGAGCGACGUGCGAGCAAAUACUGUAUAUGGGCUGGGGUUUGCAUCGGAGGCGGAGUUAGGAAAAUUCAUAGAAAAGUUCCAAGAGGUAAAAGAAGCGAUUCAAGCACAGCAAUGCGCUGCAACUAAAGCAACUAAUGGAUCAGGCGCAGCGACACCAGUUGCCUCUGCGACAGCCAGUCCGCUACUGGCAGCUCGAGCAGCGGCUGAUGAACCACCGGCGCUGUCUCCGGCACAGCCGAAGGUGGAAAACGAUGAGAUGAUGGUACAUCAACGAGCUCACUCUGUCUCAUCAUCACUACAGGGUGGCUACGCGACAGUAGGACGUUCGCCUCGCCCACCCGCCGCUGCUGCCACAACUACCGACGUAGACGACACACAACUAAGAUAUGAAAACGACAGGCUGAAACUAGCUUUGGCACAGAGUUCCGCAAACGCGAAGAAAUGGGAAGUAGAGUUGGCUACACUCAAGAGUAAUAAUCUUCGUUUGACGGCCGCCCUUCAAGAAAGUACGGCGAAUGUUGAUGAGUGGAAGAGGCAGUUACAUCAGUAUAGAGAGGAGGUAGCAAGGGCAAGACAUUACGCUACUGGCAAAGGUGGUGACGCCAACGAAGUAGAACAGCUAAGACAGCGCGUGGCGCAGCUUGAAGCUGAACUGGCGCAGAAGAACGAAGAACUGGCUCAGAUCACCAAAUCUAAGAAGAGUGAACAGGAUGCUGAAGCUAAAUUGGCUCAAAGUCAGUUAGAAUUAGCGCUAGCAGCUCAAGACGGACAGCGUCAAGUACUGACGGCGCUAAACGAUCAGCUAGCAAGGCAGAUAGAAGAAUUGAGCAAUGGUCUAUCAACAGUCAGUGGAGUAUUUAGACAUCACUGA